This is a messenger RNA of Alosa sapidissima (American shad), 2959 nucleotides long. It is a transcript of the gene htra3b, whose product is annotated as HtrA serine peptidase 3b. NCBI's taxonomy places the organism in Eukaryota, Metazoa, Chordata, Actinopteri, Clupeiformes, Clupeidae. Gene Ontology annotation, molecular function: serine-type endopeptidase activity; protein binding. The transcript is spliced from 9 exons. Bases 382 to 1785 code for a protein of 467 amino acids. Gene Ontology annotation, biological process: proteolysis. Gene Ontology annotation, cellular component: extracellular region. The record is from RefSeq and is a predicted model, not a curated record.
GUGAUGAUGAGAGUGGCAGUGCACUGGCAGAGACUGGUUUAAAAGCAGCCUCUUUGAGUGCAUGCAGCUCAUCCAGUUAACCGUCAUGCAAUGCUUGCCGAAGUCUGCACUUUUACGGAGUAUGUAAUUUGCUGCGCGUAAGACAACUGAAACUCAACUUUUUUUUCUAAACGAUGAUAUGGUUGUUUUGUUUUUGUACUUCAGGAAAGGCUGUUUUAUUUGAAUGGAGGUCUCCCAACUAUUUAUGCCUGGCUUUUUAAGCAAGGACACAAUACGUACAACUGUGGUCUCGUGGAGAUGAAAAUGGACUCUUUCUAAUUCUAUAAACGCGACUCUCUUUUUUCCCCUUUUUCAUAGAACAGUUUAACAUAAUAUCCAAAGAUGCAGGUGUUUGUGUUUGCUACAGUUUUACUUUACAUCAGGGAUUUCGUUGGAGCAGAGCCUAAAACGAAGUGUCCAUCGCGGUGCGAUGUAAGCACUUGUCCGAGCCCAAGCUGUCCGAGUGGGUACGUCCCAGACCGUUGCAACUGUUGCCUGGUUUGCGCACAGGGCGAAGGGGAUCCAUGCGGACGCAAAGACGACCUGCCCUGUGGAGAUGGUUUGGAGUGCAAGCAUCCUGCUGGAAAGCGCCUCUCUAAAGGCGUAUGUCAGUGCCGAUUCACAAGCAAGGUAUGCGGCAGCGAUGGGAAGACGUACGGGAACGUGUGCCAGCUCAAGGCGGUGAGCCGUAAAGCUCUGCAACAGGGACUCCCCGGCAUUACUCAAGUGCACAAAGGCCCCUGUGAAACAGACCUAGGUCCAAUACAUCCCAACAGUCCGCGAUACAAGUUUAACUUCAUCGCUGAUGUGGUGGAGAAGAUCGCUCCGGCUGUGGUUCACAUUGAGCUCUUUCUUAGACAUCCUCUGUUUGGCCGCACGGUUCCCCUGUCUAGUGGCUCGGGCUUCAUCAUGCUGGAGACGGGCCUGAUCAUCACCAACGCUCACGUGGUCUCCAGCACCACGCCUGUGUCCGGCCGCCAGGAGCUUAAGGUCCAGAUGCACGACGGCGGGGUCUAUGAGGCCACCAUCAAAGACAUCGACAAGAAGUCCGACAUCGCCACCAUCAAGAUCAACCCCCAGAAAAAGGUGCCAGUCCUGGCUUUAGGUAAAUCUACAGACUUGCGCCCUGGCGAGUUUGUUGUUGCCAUCGGCAGCCCCUUCGCCUUGCAGAACACCGUUACCACGGGGAUCGUCAGCACAGCACAGAGAGAUGGCAAGGAGCUGGGCAUCCGUGACUCCGACAUGGACUACAUCCAAACAGAUGCCAUCAUCAACUAUGGGAAUUCCGGUGGACCUCUGGUAAAUUUGGAUGGAGAAGUGAUUGGGAUUAAUACCUUGAAAGUUGCUGCCGGUAUCUCCUUUGCCAUUCCUUCAGAUAGGAUAACACGCUUCCUCAAUGAAUCUCAUGGAAAACAAAGCAAAGAAAUCCGAAGCGUGAAGAAGCGUUUCAUUGGAAUACGCAUGCUGACCAUCACACCAGCCCUGGUGGAGGAGCUGCAGCAACAGAACCCAGACUUCCCAGAAGUCAGCAGUGGGAUCUAUGUCCAUGAGGUGGUCCCCAACUCCCCUGCUCAGAAGGGGGGCAUCAGAGACGGCGACAUCAUCGUGAAGCUGAACGGCAUGCCCCUCAUGACGACCUCUGACCUCAAAGAGGCGUUGACGGAAGAGACGGCCCUGCUGCUGGAGGUGCGCCGUGGAAACGACGACUUGCUCUUUAACAUCCAGCCUGAUGUCAUCAUGCACUGAGCGACUGAUCAGACACAAAGGAGGAGCUUGCACAACAGUCGCCACCGAACUCAGACUCUGAGGAGAGGGGACGUGGAGUUGUUUUGACAGCAAAGGGGAAGAGGCCAUAAGGCCAGACAUUUUGGCCAACCUUUAAGACUUAUCAAUGAACAGCUUGAAUGAACAGCAGGCCAGUUAAGUAUUCAAGGCGUUAUACAGCACAUGACAAUUUCCUCAUUGGAUUUUGAUUCAAAUUUGUGUUCUCUUUUCAUGUUAUCCGUUACGAUGUACUGAAGCUCUUCAUUUUUGACGUGCCUACUGCAAUGGUCAGCAGGUGUUAAGACACAAAGCAAUGUAUCAAAAACAGUUUACAGUAUUGAAAUAUUUUAACACUGACCUUUUGCUGAGGUAGAUAAAGCACUUAGUUUCUCCAAAAGCAGAUACAUUUUUGCUUAGUAGAAGCUACAGUACAGCCAACAUGUCUUUGUUUCAUCUAAGAGGACAUUUGAACAUUAGACUUUUGCCUUCAGCCGUCUCAACAGUCUGUAUAUCAUCAAAACACAUGAAAUGCAAUACUAGCACUUGGCUUCGACUCAAGUGUGACACUAAUAACUAAUGUGAAAAAAAUAUGGGAAAGUCAACACAAGAAGGGAGGAUGAGACUGAGUGCUGGUUGUUUUUCUUUGAUGAGAAAAAAUGGGACCAAAGCAUUGUAUGUUUAUUUUUGUUUGAUGAUCUGAGCUGUUGCUUUGUUUAAAUUUCAUUAGUGCUUUUGGUAUGAUCAGCUGGUUUGUGGGUUUUUUUUUUUAGAUUAUGAAUUUAUAUGUUGGAGUAUCAUUAUCAGUUAUGGGUCAACAACAUGUAUUUUGAGCUGAAAGUAACUUCAAUAAUCAUGUUCGUGUUCGUUUCAUUGUAAUUUUUGAUUUGAAAAAAUUAUUCUGUGUUCUCCCAUUUUAAAUUGGAAUGGGAGAGAAAGGAGAAUCCACAAGGGCUGGCCUGGAUUCUGGUCAGGUUCCUCACAGAACUGAUUUCCUUUUACACUGUGUUUUACUCAGCCACCUGGAGCUAUGUACGAUUUACAACGAAGGUAAACCCAAUUAUAGCCGUGUAUCCACCGGAUUGUGUUUGUAUACCGUUUCUGCAUAAUAAACAAGGUGGUGUUGGUUUUCAACUGCUCCCUGUUCUGCGAAACUAUG